UAAAAAUAUAUAUAGUUUUUGUUUAACUAAAACUUCGGGUCCCUGCCACAAUAACGACGCUUUCUUCCAGGCUACUCAUUUUACUCACCGCUAAAAAGGCACCUGACAUUCCGCGACUCAACAUAAUUUUCAUCUGGAACCAGCUCAUUUCAAGCGCUGGACACAAGCGGCUUGUGGUGCAUUCUCGAAAAUUCCUCCCGGUUGAAGGAAAAUGUUUGCUUUGAUAAUCACAGGACGCCUGCCACAGACAGAUUUUGUGCCCGUGGCUGAGAACAAGUUGCUCAUAAAUGUGCCGGACAUCGAGUCUGUUAAUUACAUAGUCGUCUUCUUGACGGGCACCACUCCGCUACCUAUAGGCACCUCGGCGGCCAUAUAUUUCAGUUGGCCAGACGCGUGUGCGGCUCCAACCUGGCAGUACUUGGGCCACAUAGGCAACAACAAACCCUCGGCGAUAUUCAAGAUAGCCCAGCUGAAGAAGGGCCACGAGCUGGGGACGCAGGCGAACGGCAUGGUCUUUGGCACCCAGGAGAUCUCACACAUAGCGCAGAUCGGCAUCAGCAUAGAGCCGGAGCUGGCGGUGGCGCAGCAAACUCCUGCAGUGUCCAACGCCAACGAUAAUAAGCAAUUCGGCCAGCGCAUGCUGGAGAACUUCUUCAAUUACGUCUCCAGCUAUUGUGUCUCCCCACAAGACAUCCCGCCUGCCGUGACCGAGUCCUUUGUGCCUUUCUACGUGGUGAAAAACUGGUACGCAAACUUUCAACGUCGAAUGGAUCAGAACCCCAACUUCUUGAAAUAAUAACAGCACACCCAAGUACCGCUAAGUGCCCUCCACCCUCUUAUUUUAUAGAAAUUGCAAAUAAAUUUGUAUAUAUAUUCUUUCAGUA
Messenger RNA from Drosophila persimilis, 884 nucleotides. RefSeq names its product protein OPI10 homolog. Gene Ontology annotation, molecular function: nuclear import signal receptor activity; Hsp70 protein binding. Lineage: Eukaryota; Metazoa; Arthropoda; Insecta; Diptera; Drosophilidae. The transcript is spliced from 2 exons. Bases 212 to 796 code for a protein of 194 amino acids. Gene Ontology annotation, cellular component: cytosol; nucleus. The record is from RefSeq and is a predicted model, not a curated record. Gene Ontology annotation, biological process: protein import into nucleus.